Molecule: messenger RNA, 687 nt
Organism: Ochotona curzoniae (black-lipped pika)
Lineage: Eukaryota; Metazoa; Chordata; Mammalia; Lagomorpha; Ochotonidae
Product: olfactory receptor 7D4-like
Exons: 2
Coding region: 1-687 (228 amino acids)
Biological process (GO): G protein-coupled receptor signaling pathway
Cellular component (GO): membrane
Molecular function (GO): G protein-coupled receptor activity; olfactory receptor activity
Source: RefSeq, a predicted model, not a curated record
AUGAUUCGGUUGAAAUUACUUCUUCCUGACAGUGAUCUGCACCACAUGAAAAUGAUCAACCAAACUCAGAUUUCAGAAUUCCUCCUCCUGGGAUUCUCAGAGGACCCAGCACUGCAACCUCUCAUCUUUGGGCUGUUUCUCUCCAUAUACCUGGUCACUAUAAGUGGGAACCUGCUCAUUGUCCUAGCCAUACUUUCAGACCAACACCUCCACACACCCAUGUACUUUUUCCUCACCAACCUGUCCAUGGUGGACAUCUGCUUCACUUCCACCACCAUCCCCAAGAUGCUGGUGAACAUUCAGACACAGAACAGAGCCAUCAGCUAUGCAGCCUGCAUCACACAAAUGUUCUUCUUUAUAUUGUUUGUUGGGUUGGAUGACUUUCUCCUGACUGUAAUGGCCUAUGACCGGCUUGCGGCCAUCUGUCACCCCCUACACUACAUAGCCAUCAUGACCCCCCAGCUCUGUGUGCAGCUGGUGCUGAUGUGCUGGGUCACUGCCAUCUCCCUAUUUUAUGGCACAGGACUGGGUGUGUACCUCAGUGUCAGUGCUGCCCCAAGUUCAGCCUCAACUGCAGCAGCCUCGGUGAUGUACACAGUGGUCACCCCCAUGCUGAACCCCUUCAUCUACAGCCUGAGGAACACAGACAUGAAGAGGGCUCUGAAAAGACUGUUGUUCCAUAAAUGA